GUUCUCAACCUCAAUUCGCAUUCACACUUAAAAAAUGUUCUCUCAGAUUUUGAUUUUAGGAGCUGUCGUGGCUUUUGUUGCUGCCAUUCCAACUGAACAUGCUUCAUCUUAUGCAAGCGUUGAACGUCACGAUACUCCGAUCAUAGCUGACCAUGAACAUCACCAUCACGAUGAUCAUGAAGAACAUUAUCCGGACGCUCAUCCUAAAUAUGUUUUCAAGUACGGUGUUAAAGAUGACCACACCGGUGAUCACAAAACCCAAGAGGAAAUCCGCGACGGAGACAAAGUCAAGGGAGAAUACACCGUCGUUCAACCGGACGGCAUCAUCCGCAAAGUUGAAUACUUCGCCGAUCAUCAUAAUGGAUUCAACGCCCAAGUAUCGUACUCUGGUCAUUCCGAGCAUCAUCCUGUAGCUGAAACACAAGAGUACCAUCAUUAACCCGUUACAUUAGACAAUUUGUAUAUAUCUAUUUGUUUUUGAAUAAACUAU
This is a messenger RNA of Nicrophorus vespilloides, 490 nucleotides long. RefSeq names its product cuticle protein 8-like. Bases 35 to 439 code for a protein of 134 amino acids. The transcript is spliced from 2 exons. The record is from RefSeq and is a predicted model, not a curated record. Gene Ontology annotation, cellular component: extracellular matrix. NCBI's taxonomy places the organism in Eukaryota, Metazoa, Arthropoda, Insecta, Coleoptera, Silphidae.